UAUGGUUGACUAAACAAGAUCUAAAAAAGUCGGUAAAACCUAUAAUUUUGACUACUUCACUGAUCAUCUGUUUUGGAGAAUCCAGAAGCACAAUUCUUCCUGCGCCACCACCACCACCACCACCACCACCACCACCACCAACAACAAUGGAGGCAACAACAACUUCUUCUGUAGUCCAACAACCACCAACACUGAAGCUCUAUUCAUACUUCAGGAGCUCUUGUUCUUUCCGUGUUCGUUUUGCCCUUCAUUUGAAAGGGUUGGAUUAUGAGUAUAAGGCAGUUAACCUAUUGAAAGGAGAACAGUUCAGUCCGGAAUUUCUGGAGGUGAAUCCUAUUGGUUAUGUGCCUGCACUGGUGGAUGGGGACUUAUUAGUUUCCGAUUCUUUUGCUAUCUUACUGUACUUGGAAGAGAAGUACCCUCAGCAUCCACUUUUGCCUACGAACCUUCAGGAAAAAGCCGUCCAUUACCAAGCGGCGAAUAUUGUUGGCUCGGGGAUACAGCCAUUGCAGAACCUUGCUAUCCUAAGAUAUGUUGGGGAAAAUGUCGGUGAGGACGAGAAGAUUCCUUGGGUUCAACAGCACAUAGGAAAGGGCUUUGCAGCACUUGAGAAGUUACUAGGAGGUUAUGCUGGAAAAUUCGCCACAGGCGAUGAAAUUUUCCUGGCGGAUCUGUUUAUAGCUCCCCAGAUACAUGCAGCGGUCACUCGUUUCAAUAUUGACAUGACUCAGUAUCCUACUUUAGCCAGGCUCUAUGAAUCAUACAAUGAAUUACCAGCUUUUCACGCUGCUUUGCCUGAAAACCAACCAGAUGCCCCUAAGUAACACCACAGGGUUGUUCAUUUACUGCUCUCUCGCUUCUUUUGUCAUGUUUUUCUUCCAGAAGUGUAACCUUUUGGUUAGGGAAGGAAGAUAAAUGCAGUUGUCAAAGAUGCAGAAUAUUCUGUAUGAUACUAAAUAAAUAAUGAAUAAAUCGGUACUGUUAUCUUGUUUAACA
This is a messenger RNA of Papaver somniferum (opium poppy), 996 nucleotides long. Its product is annotated as glutathione S-transferase zeta class-like. The record is from RefSeq and is a predicted model, not a curated record. Gene Ontology annotation, cellular component: cytoplasm. Gene Ontology annotation, biological process: glutathione metabolic process; L-phenylalanine catabolic process. Gene Ontology annotation, molecular function: glutathione transferase activity; maleylacetoacetate isomerase activity. NCBI's taxonomy places the organism in Eukaryota, Viridiplantae, Streptophyta, Magnoliopsida, Ranunculales, Papaveraceae. The transcript has 10 exons. Bases 147 to 824 code for a protein of 225 amino acids.